AUGAAUUACCCACUGCCUGCUACAGCUGAGGUCCUCCGAAAGCGAAUAAAAGAGAUGAUACCUGAGACGAGACCUGCCGAUAGCAAGUCUCCUGUAGCGACUAUACUCGCGGAGGAUGACAAUGGGAGCACGAGAUAUGGGGGUAAGGAACUCCACAAUCUGGUCUCAGGUUUGGUUAAGGAAAUGAACAUUGGGAGGGGCUGGGGUUGGAACCUGGGACAUUUCCGGGAAUCUCAACCUAUAAUAAACGACCUCUCACGGAUGUAUAUCGUACCGCUUUGCGAUAAUACAAGUAUAACGCCUGGAGGCCCUCUAAGGGAAGGGUUUUAUACAUAUAUUACGGAUAGUCCCUCAGUCAGCUCAAACGCAACCGCCAUAUUUAUUGCUCCAAUAUGA
This is a messenger RNA of Aspergillus pseudonomiae, 396 nucleotides long. RefSeq lists its product as uncharacterized. NCBI's taxonomy places the organism in Eukaryota, Fungi, Ascomycota, Eurotiomycetes, Eurotiales, Aspergillaceae. The transcript is spliced from 2 exons. The record is from RefSeq and is a predicted model, not a curated record. The coding region runs from base 1 to 396 and encodes 131 amino acids.